Belonocnema kinseyi is the source of this 1360-nucleotide messenger RNA. RefSeq lists its product as uncharacterized. The transcript has 3 exons. NCBI's taxonomy places the organism in Eukaryota, Metazoa, Arthropoda, Insecta, Hymenoptera, Cynipidae. Bases 328 to 1152 code for a protein of 274 amino acids. The record is from RefSeq and is a predicted model, not a curated record.
UAUUUGUGUGGCAUAUUGCCCGUGGAGCGUGAGACUGUAUUGUGCUGUUGUUAUACAAAAACUUUCUACUUUUAUCAUUUAUUUAAGAAUUUUUCAAAUGUAGACCAGCUUCAUAAAUAGAAAAAUUGUCAAUUUGAAAAUAUCUACUGUGUCAUUAGUGCUUCGACGAAUCUAGUGGCGAUAUUUUUAGAUAUUUCGUUUUACAGCGACAUUUCCCAAUAACACUUUUGGAGUGUAAACACAGGUGGAAGAAUUUAAAUGAUGCUUAUUCGAAACUAAAGAAACGUGUAAUAUCUUACCGAAAAGAAAUGGACAUACGGAGAUGCGAUGAGCUUCAUAAAAUUCGAAUUUGAUGACGAAAUCCAUAACGAGUUGAAAGAUAAUUAUAAAAUCGUAGACGUAAAAUCCAUUAAGAUGGACGAACUCGAAGAGAACCUGACUGGCGAAGAAAACUACGAAGAAGGCGCUGAUGCUUUCAUGAAGUCCGACUCCCAGGAUGAACAACUUGACGAAGGGACGGUUGAGUACCUCGAUCUCGACAUGGAAGCGAUCCAGGAAGCCGAGGAGUAUCAACCAGUGCCAAUCCUCAAUUCCCAAAAGAAACAAAAACGCUCCAAAGAUAAAUCACCUUCACAGUCUUCUCUCCUAAAAAAUAUACAAAAAACAAAUUACGAUACCCAGGGCGAACUCAAGUUACGUCCCAAAUAUCGACCCAUCAGACCCAAACCCUACCAGAGUCCCCCCAAAGCGAACAAAUUACAAAGUCUGCCAUCCAUCGUGAACUUCAAUCCGGCCCCCGGAUUUAUCGUUGCGGCCCCCACUGUUGUCCGGAAGGAAACUAAAGGACAGGAAACUUUUGUCACGAGUCCCGCGAAGGGAAUGAACUAUUCCAAAGUGACGAAUGGCGUGAAUGUAGUUGGCAAAACCAACACCGGAAGUUUGGCGACGAAGAGCGACUUGCGAAAUGGAAAAUUACAAAAUCGGACGCCGAAGAACAGUGUGGAACUAUUUUUUGAGAGCAUGGCGAAAACUGUUCUCAAUUUGCCGACCCAAGUUCAAGCGGAAAUUAAAAUGGAGAUUUGUAAAGUGAUCUCAAUGGCCGAAAUCAAAUACUUGUCGGGGGUUCAUUCGAAAAGUGGGAAAAAGGGCUGACUCUCAUUCUCCUGUGUGAUACAAUAUUUGCAUGAUUUUAUGUAAAAAUUGGGUUUUGUUCUUCGAUGUACAUAUUUUAGCGAUAAACAAUAUAUAUCUUUGAAAGGGCGUUGUUCAUAUUUCUACCUGCCACUUACACUAUAUACAAGUGAAACAUUGUACAGUAUUGUACUAAAUAAACAGACAUAAUCGAAAACAUCCAUUUAAA